AUCAUUCCCCAAACUCUGCCGGGAGUCAGUGUAAAUUUGGUUGCUGCACGGUGAAUGUCGAGCACUGGUCCGCAAUGGAGCCAGCUGCAGUCAAGAACAUAUUGUGGGGCGUAGCGUUCGCGUGGCUGCUUCACACUUCGUUCGUGGUUAGUUUAGCCAAGAACGCCACCAUUCCAGUGUCGCACAGAAACACGACAGCGCGGAAUGUGACUACCGGAAAUUCAACCCGAACUAAUCGUCAGAUAGGCUACAACACGUUCAGUCCUUAUGGUUUAGGUCUCUCAAACAUUUUGCCAAUCGGUGGCGGCAUCACGAAUUUUGGAUCUAACAUUAAUUGUCCCGCCGGAAGCUUCUUGCGUGAUGGACAGUGCGUACAACGUUUGUCGUACUGUGGUGCAGGCUACAAUCUGGUGGGAAAUACGUGUGUCGGUCAGGCCACCUGUCAGCAAGGCUACAAUUUGGUGAACGGACAGUGCCAGCUGCAAGCGCCGUGUGCUACACAAACGUGUGGAAUGGUACAGCAGGUUGCUGCUCCAGUAGUGCAAGCAGUAGCGCCGGUAGUAGUACAGGCGCCUGUAGUAGCUGCUCCGCCACCGCCCCCACCGCCACCUCCACCACCACCGCCAAUCGUUACGUGCACUUGUGAGGCAGGCUACACGCAGAUAGGCAAUCAGUGUAUGAAACAGGAGUCGAGGGCUACCGAAACCCGCACCCAAGAGAGUAGCCACAUCGAGCAGCUCACCUGUCCGGCCGGUUAUGAGCUGAACUACGAGGAUUGUAUACAGCAGCACAACCUAGAGGCUCGUUGUGUGCGAGGAACGCGCCGGGAUGACGUGUGUGUGGUGUCCGCCGAGUGCCGCUAUCCGUUCGCGAUCGAUGCGUACGGACGGUGCGUGAAGAACUCCACCGCAGCGGCCAGAUGUCCGCCGGGAACUCAGUUGGUGGGUGGCGUGUGUCUCUACAACACACCCGAGUGUCCUCCGGGCUAUCAAAAGCAAGCCGGCAUAUGUGUGCAACGGGAGCAGGUACCGAUCAGCUGCGAGGCCGGAGGCACCCUCUCCGGGAACUUGUGUGUGGUGGGAAAUCCACAAUGUCCGCCCGACUACCAAAUGUCUGGAGGACAGUGUGUGCUCGAACGCCGCACAGUUCCGCGCUGUCCGCCCGGGUCCAGAGCUCAGGACGACAUAUGUGUGGUGCAAGAGCUAAGCUGUCCGCCAGGCUUCACCGACCGGGGUGGUGGUGUUUGUGUGAAUCAGGAGCGUAAACCGGCGACCUGCCCGUCCGGAGCACGGCUUGUGGGCAAUGUGUGCGAAUCCGAGCGCGAGAUCUGUCCGCCGGACUACAAGCUCCAGUACAUGCAGUGUGUCCGGUACAGUGAACGACCCGCGACCUGUCCCCGCGCGAUGCAGCUACUGGGUGGCGAGUGUAUCUCAUCGUCGGUGAGCUGUGAGCCGGGCUUCACACUGCGCGGUGGUGAGUGUUUCCGGGAACUGGUGGGACGGCGAUCCUGUCCAGUGGGCAGUACGCGACGCGAGGAGCAAUGCGUCGUUGGCGAACCGAGAUGCGAAUCUGGCUUCACCCUACGGGACGGUGUGUGCGUGCAGCAGCUUCGGCAAGAACCGCGAUGUGCGGCCGGAGCGCAGUUCCGGCAAGGCAAGUGUGUGCUGCGUGUGGACGAUUGCCCACCGGGAGCGGUUCGACGUGAUGGACAGUGUGUGCGCGGCGAUCAGGUGAGGCCAACAUGUGACGCCGGGUUUUCCUACAUAAAUGGUCGCUGUCUGGCGGAGGCUCAGUGCGAGUACGGCUACACCUACAAAAAGUCGGAGUCGAUCUGCCAAAGCACGACGAGGGCGAGCAUGACCUGUCCGACCGGCACUCAGCUGGAGGGCGGAGAGUGUGUCACGCGCGAGAUGAUCUGUAUGGAGGGCUACACGCUACAGGCUGGACAGUGUGUGAUGCGCAUGACUACGGCGCCAGUUUGUCCGCCAGGGUCUACCAUGCACCGGGACCGGUGUCAGACGAGUAUUGCGGCCCAGUGUCGCGCCGGUAGCGUCCCCAUGAACGGUGGCUGUGAGAUCCAGGAGACGGCCUAUCCGAUCUGUCCGGCAGGGUAUCGGUUCUAUGCCGGACAGUGCCACGGUACUCUGACCACUUCCGUCCCAACUGCCACAGUGCAGGCGCCAAGCCCGUGUCUGUACGGUGCCUGUGCAAAUCCUUGCACUACCGGUAUCUGCGGCGUUCCUUGUGCAACGGGCUGCGCCACACAGGCGGCGCAAACGGUGCAAACGGUCCAAUCCGUCCAAACGGUUCAAUCGACGCAAGCAGCGACCUGCCAGGCAGGCUUCACCAUGCAGAAUGGGGUCUGUACACGGCGUAUGACCAUACAGAUGGACUGUCCGUACGGGUACAGCAUGGACGGUGGACAGUGUGUCGCGUACCACUCGAUGACUUGUACUGCCGGAAGCGUGCUGCAAGGUGAUCGGUGCGUUCGUCUGCAGGCCCGUCCGGCCACCUGCCGGGAUGGCUAUCGACAGGCCGGGGACCGCUGCAUCCACCAGCGACCCAUCUGUCCUCCCGGCUAUCGGAACGUUGGUGGAACGUGUGUGACCGUGAAGGAGCGGGCCGCUACCUGCCCGAAUGGAAGCAACAAGAAGAAUGGCUACUGUGUCACCACUCCGAACUGUCCGCCCGGGUACUACCUGCAUCAGGGUAUGUGUCAGCGAGAAGAGCACACGGCCAUCAGUUGCCCGAGUGGAUUUGUGCUGGCCGAUGGCGAGUGUAUCGCUCACUCGAGCUGUGCGUCCGGAUACCGGCUGGAGGGUAGCGUAUGUUUGCGCACGGAACAACGCACGGUAGAGUGUCCACGGCCGGCUCGACUUGUGCGUGGUUGGUGCGUGGUGGGCGUUCCUACAUGUGAGCACGGUUACGACUUCAUCGGUAGUCGUUGCAUCAAGACCGAGUACCGACGACCGGUAUGUCCCCCCGACACGCGACUCCGUGACAAUGUGUGCGUGCUGUCUCGUCCGCCGCGGUGCGAAGACGGAUUCACGUUCUCGGCCAACCAGUGCACCAAGUUGGAUCGACGACCGAUCGACUGCCCGUACGAGUUCCAAGUCCAGGGCGAUAAAUGCGUCUCACAUCGAUUGAUCUGUCCUCCAGGCUUUGCGAUGCAGGAUCGAGAAUGCGUGCGCGAAAUUCGCCGUACGAUAGCCUGUUCCUACGGAAGCACUCUGCGCGAUAAUCUCUGCAUUGGCGAAGGUCCCUCCUGCGAACCGGGCUACAAUAUGGUGCGUGGAGAAUGCAUUCGUACUAGCUACAACUCACCAGAGUGUCCGCCCGGCACUGUCCUCACCGAUGGGCGCUGUGUGCUGAGCGCGACCUGUGCCCCGGGUUAUCAGCUGCGUGGAAGCCUUUGCGUAAAGCAGCGUGUUGUGAAGCUAACGUGCGCCCGUGGAACGUUGCAGGAUGGGAAAUGUAUCGCACCUGGUCCGGACUGUCCCGCGGAGUACGAGAUGCGUCGAGAAGGAUGCAUCCGGCGAGAAACCACGCAACCGAGCUGCAGGGAGGGCAGUCUGCAGAACGAUUACUGUGUCAUUGGUCGACCGCAGUGUGCUGAUGGCUACCGGUACACGUAUGGUCGCUGCACGAAGGUGGUAAAGAUACGGGCCGAAUGUCGGGGCUCUGCCGUACUAAGAGAUGGCAUGUGCGUGACCAAGACGACCAGCUCCAGCGCUUACUGCUCGUCGGGCUACACUCUCCAGGGUGGAAUGUGCACGCGGACGAUCUAUACUCAGGCCACAUGUACGACCACGUCUUCUGCGCCGAUAGCUAGCAGCGUCGGCAGCAGCAGCAGUAUAUUAAGCAGUAGCAAUAUAAUAGCCAGCGCUCCUACCUACAUAUCGACUGGGUCGAUUCAAUCCGUGUCAUCGGUCCCGUCAUACGUCAGCUCGUCUGUCGGGACGAACGACAUAGCACCAUCGAUCGUAAUAGCCACGGAAGAACGAACGGACUUUGGUAAUAAAUUCGACGACUAUUUCACGGGCGAGAAUGAAGUCGGUGGGUUUGACGAUUAUUCCACCUACUCGGACGUGAAGGUAGAAACUAGUUACGAUUCGGAGGGAUCGUAUGUUGCUGGUUCCGAUUCGUAUGGUACCGAUUACACCUCGCCCGUUACCGAUUCCGCCACGCAUGUUUCCGAGUAUGACGUGAAAGUGACAGUGUCUAACAAGACGGUAGAGACCCCUCGCCAGGAUACGGCCAUAACACGCGAGAAGCGCUGUACCGUGAUUGGACCUCGCGUAUGUACGAACUUCAUGGAAUCGGGUUGGUCGUGCAAGCAGACAGAAUACCGUACCAUUGCGUCCAGCUAUUGCGAGAGCGAAAGCACCGUUAUCCAGUUGGUUGUUGGGCAGCACAUGUCCUACAACGGAACGUUUAUAGUGAUGGCGCCGCAGGAACAGCAAGAAGAUGAAUAUAGCUACGCUGAAGAAGAUACUGAAGAUGAGGAUGCUACAAUGGAUUGCAGUGAUUGUGCCGAUCAAUCGUACUCCUGCACCAAGUCAUGCUACACUUACGACGAGUGCAACAGCUGCAGCAGCGUUGAGCUUUCUAGCUUCUGCGAGACGACGAAUAUGACAGAGCUGUGCGAAUAUUUGUCGAUCGAUACAUAGCACAGAUCCACACAUCUAUUCUGCAAACAUUGCAAACGUUGCUGUGCUGACGGAUCACAGAAGCUGACUAACAAAAAAUUGAAUAAAUGAUUUUUAACGUAGCAAAAUAA
Anopheles stephensi (Asian malaria mosquito) is the source of this 4780-nucleotide messenger RNA. Its product is annotated as neurogenic locus notch homolog protein 1-like. The record is from RefSeq and is a predicted model, not a curated record. The transcript has 3 exons. The coding region runs from base 75 to 4670 and encodes 1531 amino acids. NCBI's taxonomy places the organism in Eukaryota, Metazoa, Arthropoda, Insecta, Diptera, Culicidae.